Molecule: messenger RNA, 2345 nt
Organism: Trichobilharzia regenti
Lineage: Eukaryota; Metazoa; Platyhelminthes; Trematoda; Strigeidida; Schistosomatidae
Source: the annotation of a GenBank genome assembly
CUUUUUCAACUGCAUCACUAGUAAUCGCGAAGCACGUAAGCUAGUCGUUGUUCUAUACUUCGAUAUAUCUAGGGCAUUUGACAUGGUAUCUCACAGUAUUCUCUUUGAGAAGCUGUACUCUUGUGGAAUUCGCAACCCAUUACUGAACUGGUUAAAAUCAUUUCUAAGCAACAGGGUACAAAUAACCAAAGUUGGAUCUGUAUUGUCUCAUCCUAGGCAGAUCUCAAGUGGGGUCGUGCAAGGUAGUGUCCUAGGUCCACUUUUAUUCACAGUUUACAUUAACAGCAUUUGCAAGUGCUUCACCUCAGGUAAACCAUUCCUAUAUGCUGACGACCUCAAAGUCGUCUACUCCUGCUACACUCAUGAAUUAAGCGAUAUGGUUACUAAAAUACAUCUUGAACUAAGUAGCCUUGCAACGUGGUGUGCUGAAUCCUGUCUAAAUUUUAACAUUGACAAAUGCGGCUGGAUUUGUAUCGGCAACAGUAAGCUUGAUCUAAACCUUGAAAUAAAUGGGCGAAAACUAGCUAAGCUCAAUUCAGUCGUAGAUCUCGGUAUUAGAUACUCUAGUAACCUAACGUUCGCUGAACAGACUGAUUAUGCCAGACGUAAAACGCGAAGGCUGAUAGGAUGCAUAACACGCAAUUUCUUUUGUUGUGAAACUAGGGUUUUAUUAUACAAAGUAUGUGUCCGACCUAUCUUAGAAUACUGCACGUUUAUUCUUAGCGGACUAAGACAAAAUGACAAGCUUAAAUUAGAGGGAGUGCAACGGCAGUUUACCUCAAGAACUCUUGGUUUAGAAAGUGGUCUGGAAUACCAUGAGCGAUGCGUAAGACUAAGAUUAGAACCCCUCUGGAAAAGACGCCUUAAGCUAAACCUUAUCUUUUACUACAAGCUAACUAAUCUUCUCUUGCAUUCCUCCGAGCCAGUAACUAAACCUACCGCUGUCAUCAGUUACAAUCUUAGAAAUCAUCACAACCUAGCUGCUAUGGAGCACUGUCAGACUUACGUGCGGUACAACUUCUUCUUAAAUAAGUUUUCAGUCAUUUGGAAUAGACUACCAGCUAAUGUGCGCGAUGCAAACACACUUCCAGUGUUCAUCUCCUCAGUCACCAGACUGCUCAAAGAUGACAAUGCACUUCUACGUCUGACUCUUACACCUUCUUUUUCACCCUACAUAGAUAUUUUAAGUUCUUUAAACGUGUAGUUACAACAAACUACAAUUAUAAAUUUUAAUAUUAUUGGAACUAGAUGAUUAACAUUUCUACACAGGACAGUAAUAUUAGUUCACACAUAAUAUAAAAGUUAGCAUAACGGGACUAGUUAGUUUGUGUACCAAAAUAACCACAGUUACUAAACAGAAUAUAUAUGUAUAUAUUUAUUAAUCACUCCUUAAGGACUCCCGUUGCUUUCUUUUGCGUUGCUGUUGUUUGUCUUCUUUUUUCUCUCACCAUUUCAGCUUCCAUUUGACUUUUUGAAUGAGAAUGAAUAAUGUGGAUAUUUGACCAUUUACAAUGACAAAUGAUCUGCAAACAUUAUUGGUCCCGUAUCUUUCAGUUGCCUGGUUAAUAACGAAUUAACUUUCUCCACGACGCAACCUGGAUUACAUUUGUGGAUUACAUUUGUGGAAUAUACUCUUAUACCAAUGGAAAAGUAUCAAUUUGUAAUACAACUUCACGAUUGUAGCUUAUAACAUAACUGAUCGUAUCUGUAAAAAUAGCUUCCUUAUUACCCAAUUUGGAUAUAAAUCAAAUCAAAAAUGAGAUUCGGAUUUGUACACACCCAAGUUAUAUUGAGGAAUUACUUCAAGCUUUAUUUUUUCCCAAGUAUUUUUAAUCCAUCCAAAACUUACUUGGGUUUUUUUGUUAAUGCGAAGACAAUAUUCCUAUAUUUCAUGAUGUGCUCCAUUGAAUGACUUGUUAUAUUGUGGAAUAACUUCAAGCUUUAUUUUUUCCCAAGUAUUUUUAAUCCAUCCAAAACUUACUUGGGUUUUUUUGUUAAUGCGAAGUCAAUAUUCCUAUAUUUCAUGAUGUGCUCCAUUGAAUGACUGGUUAUCAUAUUGUUCCCACAGACCUAAAAAAAUGGCAUGCAUUUUCAUGUAAAUUUAUAUGUUUAUAUGAGAAUAUACAUUAUUAUAAUUAUUAUUAAAACAAAAACGCCAGCAACCAUGUAACUUAACCAUAAACCGAAUUUAUGAAAUUUAAUUAAUGCUUAUCCAUGCCUGUAUAUUUGGUGUGUCCUACACAAGUAGGAAAAAAUGUGUACUUUAUUAAAACAUUAUUAUUAAUUACGAUUGCUAAUCGUAUAUGUAAUUUAUCAUAUUGAUGAUGCCUGUAAACUGGCGUCUC